Molecule: messenger RNA, 651 nt
Organism: Chelonia mydas (Green sea turtle)
Lineage: Eukaryota; Metazoa; Chordata; Testudines; Cheloniidae
Product: claudin-34-like
Exons: 1
Biological process (GO): cell adhesion; bicellular tight junction assembly
Cellular component (GO): bicellular tight junction; plasma membrane
Molecular function (GO): structural molecule activity
Source: RefSeq, a predicted model, not a curated record
CUCCAGACCAUGACCUCCCUGGCCACUAGUAUUCACCUCCAGAUAGUUGGCCUUGCUUUGGGUACGUUAGGCUGGAUCCUGUGCAUCAUCUCAAUGGGACAAGUGCAGUGGAGAGUGUGGCAUACAAGUAACACCACUAUCAUCUCCUCUGGCAUCGCUUGGGUAGGCAUCUGGAAAGUUUGUUUUAAGAGUCACGGCAAAGUCUCCAGAGACCUUCAAAUAAUGUUCUGUCACAAAUUCCGUUUCAAUGGUGCCUUCAUUCUCCAGUAAAUUUCUGUUGCCCAGGUCCUUUUAUUGGCUGCUACAGUCCUGGGGGCACUAGGAAAAGCUUUCACUGUCUUUGCUCUGAGGAAUAUUUAUAUGGGAAUUCUUCUCAAAACUCAGACUGUCAGCUUUUUCCUAGCUGGGGGAAUCUUGAAAAUAUUUACGGGUGUCUGUGUCUUAAUUCCAGUGACCUGGAAUUGCUAUUCUGUAGCAUACAAUUGUGCUAUCCUAUUUUCUUCUUUCUACAUGCCCUCCAGCCCAGAGGCACAGGAAGUUGGUGCUGCUAUUCCUGUUGGGAUCGUGUCUGUCAUCUUGCUGAUGAUGAGUGGGCCCUUUUCCCUUUCUUACAAACAUCCUGUGAUGCCAGAUGUUACGGGUGCUUUCUGA